GAUUUAUUUUGUCAAUAUCACUUUAAAUCAUCACUUUUAUAUCCUUUUUUAAUUUAAUCGUAUUCUUUAAAAUUUGUCAUAAAACCACCACCCUUAAUAAAAUUCAAAUCUACCAUUGGUUGGGAACAUAAAGUGAUGUGGAAAAACACGUUGAAUUCCAUACAUGAAGGUUGAAUUGAAGAAUUUGUAAUAUAUAUGAAAAAAUUAUAAAGGUCCUGAUAUAAUUGAAAACGGUUGUAAAUUGAUGAUUUAAUAUGCAAUUAGUCCUUAACAAAUAUUAUGUCAUGUCAUGUUUCGUUUGCUCGAUCAAUUCAAAUUCACCGGAUUUUAAACCAGCGGUAGAUUUGAAAAAAAUUAAAAGAUGGUGGUAUUAUGUGACAACUGUUAAAAAAUGUGAUUAAAUUUAAAAAAAAAAGUGUAUAGAGGUGGUAAUUUAAUAUGCAACUAACCUUCAAAUCAUGAAUUCUCGACGAAGCCGGUUCGUUUUCCGGUCGGAUUUUAAAAAAAUUGAAAAAGACAAUAAAACAAAAACAAAACAAUUUCAUAAGAUGUAUUCUUUAAUAAGCAAGAAUAGCUGUGUGUUUAUCAUUACAGAGUACAGACAACUGAACUUAAAAUGGCACAAUCCACCGCCAUUACAGUAGCAAAGAGAUAUGCAGUUGUUACUGGCGGAAACAAAGGGAUAGGAUUGGAAAUCUGCAGGCAAUUGGCUUCUAAUGAUUCUCAGAGUAUAGCUUGUUUAGCAGAUUUUAUCAAGACCCAGUUCGGAAAACUCGAUAUUUUGGUGAACAAUGCUGCGAUUGGUGGAAUUGAAUAUGACUCUGAUAAUUUUCGAAAAGGUUUUGAGCUUAGUGGUGGUAACUGGCCAGAUGGAAAACAAAUGACCUGGGACAAAAUUGCAACUCAAAGUUAUGACCCAGGAGAACAAUGCGUGAAAACAAACUACUAUGGUACAAAAGCAAUGGUUGAAGCACUUUCUCCCCUUCUACACUUAUCUGAUUCGGCUAGGAUCGUAAAUGUUGCUUCCAUGUUGGGACUGUUGCAGAAUAUACCCAAUGAAUGGGCGAAAGGUUUGUUGAGUGAUGUCGAAAGCCUUACUGAGGACAGAGUGGAUGAGGUGGUGAAGCAGUUUCUCAAGGAUUUCAAGGAUGGUUUGCUAGAAACCAAAGGCUGGCCUAUUCAUAUCUCAGCCUACAUUGUUUCAAAGGCGGCUGUGAUCGCCUAUACUAGAAUUCUAGCCAAAAAAUAUCCGAGCUUCCUCGUCAAUGCCGUGUGUCCUGGCUUUUGCAGGACCGACAUAACCGUCAAUGUUGGCUGCUUUACUGCGGCUGAAGGAGCUGAAAGUGUUGUGAGGCUAGCUCUACUGUCUAAAGAUGGGUCUUCUGGCGUUCUCUAUUAUAGGAAAGAAAUUUCAUGUUUCUGAAUAUUAAGGUAAUGUUGUGAGAAGAAAUUACAAGCAUUGAUAUUUAUAUUAUGUUUAUGUAUAUUCUGUCAAGUGUACGAUGUUGUCUAAAGUUUCAAGUGAAUUCAUCUUGUAAGAAUAAAGUGAAUUUUGAGCUCAAUUAGUGCUUGUAAGAUGAUGGCCUGGUUAAUAGAUAAAUUGAUAGCAUAAUUUUUGACUUCA
Messenger RNA from Mercurialis annua (annual mercury), 1624 nucleotides. Its product is annotated as (+)-neomenthol dehydrogenase-like. The record is from RefSeq and is a predicted model, not a curated record. Lineage: Eukaryota; Viridiplantae; Streptophyta; Magnoliopsida; Malpighiales; Euphorbiaceae. The transcript is spliced from 6 exons. The coding region runs from base 617 to 1423 and encodes 268 amino acids. Gene Ontology annotation, cellular component: membrane.